GAAAAAGUAGAAGAAAACAAAACAAGGAAAAGCAAAUUACAGUGUGAAAGCACUUUGGCACGAUCCAUCGUUCCUUGAGCGUAACACUGUCUCCCCCAAAAGCCUUCUUCUUUUUGCAGUUCCCGAUUUAGGGUUCUUCUCUCUCUUCUCUCUCUCUCUCUCUCUCUCUCUCUCUCUCUCUCUACACACACACACACGCACAAAACACUCACAUUUUGCAUCAUCAUUCAAGCUUUAUCAGAACGGAGUUAUGUACUGACUUCUUAAAACCGAUCUCCUUUAAUAACAGAUUCUCAGUGAGUUGCUUUUUCUCUCUGUUAAUUUUUUUCAGAACUCAAUUUUCAUUUUAAAAUACAGGAAUUGAGUGAAUUUUGCCCAGUUUUGUAGAAGAAAGUGUUGAAUUUUAAAAAACUCAUUCAUGGUGGUAAUUUUCUAUUCAAUUUUUGAAUGAAAUAAUCGGAUUUCAGUAGCUUUUUGCCCUUCCAUCACCCGAAAAUGGAUAAAGGCAUCGAAAAUUUAAUCUCUGCUAGAAACUUGUUGAAAGCUAGUGUAGAGAAAUCGAAAGCUUUAUCCCUCUCUCUAGAAAAAUCCGGCCCUAGAUUAACCGAAAUACACCAAAGAUUACCUUCAUUAGAAGUUGCCAUUCGCCCUAUACGAGCCGAACGAGAAGCCCUGAACGCGGUCGGCGGCCACAUUAACAGAGCCGUGGUCCCCGCAGCUGCUGUUCUCAAGGUGUUCGAUGCAAUUCACGGCCUCGAAAAAUCGCUUUCCGAUCCGCUACACGACCUCCCAGGUUACCUCGGUGUGCUCAAACGCCUCCAAGAGGCGUUGAGAUUCUUGGGAGACAAUUGUGGUAUGGCGAUUCAGUGGUUGGCCGAUAUAGUCGAGUAUUUGGAAGAUCAUAAAGUGGCGGACGAGUGGUUUAUUUCCGGUUUAAAGAAUGCGUUGAAUAAUCUUCGGGAAUUGGAGAAAGGUGAAGAAAAGGGUUUUCUUGAUGGUGGGCUAUUUGAAUCUGCGUUGGAUAGAUUGGAGAGCGAGUUUAAACGGUUGCUGACAGAGAAUAGUGUUCCUUUACCUAUGUCAUCUCCGACUUUGCCUGGUGAAAACCCUUGUAUUGCUCCGUCGCCUUUGCCCAUGGCGGUUAUUCAGAAAUUGCAAACGAUUUUAUCGAGUUUAAUUGCUAAUGGCAGGCUCGAAAAGUGUGUUUCGAUUUACAUCGAGGUGCGAAGCUCGACUGUGAGGGCUAGUUUGCAAGCUCUGGAUUUGGAUUAUCUUGAAAUAUCGGUUUCCGAAUUCAAUAAUGUCGCGAGCAUCGAGGCUUAUAUUUCUCAGUGGGGUAAACAUUUAGAAUUUGCUGUGAAGCACUUGUUUGAAGCUGAGUAUGGAUUAUGUAACAGCGUGUUCGAUAAAAUGGGAAUCGAUUUGUGGAAGAGCUGUUUCGGUAAAAUAGCUGCUCAGGCGGGAAUUCUUGCUUUCUUGCAAUUUGGCAAAACGGUCACCGAAAGUAAGAAAGAUCCGAUCAAGCUAUUGAAGCUGAUGGACAUAUUUGCGUCGUUGAGUAAUUUACGAUUGGAUUUCAAUCGGCUAUUCGGUGGGGCCCCCUGUGCCGAAAUUCAAAAUCUUACUCGGGAUUUGAUCAAGAGGGUGAUUGAAGGUGCGUGCGAAAUUUUCUGGGAGCUUUUGCUUCAAGUCGAGCUGCAAAGGCAUAAUCCACCACCUUUCGAUUGUAGUAUUCCUAGGGUCGUAUCUUUUAUUACGGAUUAUUGUAAUAAGCUUCUUGGGGAGGACUACAAGCCGAUUUUGACGCAAAUAUUGGUUAUCGAGAGAAGUUGGAAAAACGAGAAAUUUAAAGAGGGGAUUCUUAUCGACGAGCUUUUGAAUCUAGUUAAAGCGAUUGAGUUGAAUUUGGAGAAGUGGGCGAAGGGUUACGAAGAUGCUGCUUCUUCGUACUUGUUCUUGAUGAGCAAUCACUGGCAUUUGUAUAAGUAUUUGAAAGGGACGAAGCUCGGUUUUCUUUUGGGUGAUUCUUGGCUUAAAGAACAUGAACAGUACAAGGAGUAUUAUUCGACGAUAUAUGUAAGAGAGAGCUGGGGGCGGCUGCCCCCACUUUUGAGCAGGGAAGGUUUGAUUUUGUUCUCCGGUGGGCGAGGAACUGCUCGUAAUUUGGUGAAGCAGAGAUUGAAAUCUUUUAAUGAGGCUUUUGAUGACAUGUAUAAGAAGCAAGGUAGUUUGGUAAUUAUGGAAAAAGAUUUACGGGAGAAGGUAAUUGGGGUUGUUGUUCAGACGAUUGUGCCCGUUUAUCGGAGCUACAUGCAGAAUUACGGGGCGUUGGUCGAGCAAGAUCAGAAAUAUGCCAAGUACACCGCACAGUCGUUGGAGAAAAUGUUGAGCUCUCUUUUUCAACCGAAGGCUGUGAAAAGCGGGGGUUUAAAGGCGAAGUAAUAAUCGCCGUUCGAAAAUUAAUUCUCUGUAUAUAUUCUGAAAGACGAAUAAUAGAGAGAGAUAUUUAGAGGGAAUUUAUAUAAUUUAUAUAUAUAUUCAUUGAUAACAUGUAUGUAUCUUCUUCAUAAAUGUUGUAGCUGCCUGUUGGGAAUUCUUUUGGGAAUAAUGUCAUCCUUCUUUCUUUAUUAGCUA
Messenger RNA from Erythranthe guttata (spotted monkey flower), 2634 nucleotides. Its product is annotated as exocyst complex component EXO70A1. Gene Ontology annotation, molecular function: phosphatidylinositol-4,5-bisphosphate binding. Gene Ontology annotation, cellular component: exocyst. Lineage: Eukaryota; Viridiplantae; Streptophyta; Magnoliopsida; Lamiales; Phrymaceae. The record is from RefSeq and is a predicted model, not a curated record. Gene Ontology annotation, biological process: exocytosis.